CUUCAACUUCGUGUUUGCUUCUACCAUUGAGAUAGCAUGAUACAUAUACACAUUGGUUCAUUCAUGUAAUCGACCAUUGUUCAAACUGAGAAUAAGGUCACAUGCUUGGGGUACUCUGACGAUUCUACAUGAGGCUCAUGUCUUGUUUGCGCAAUCUGUCCUGAUCAAACCCUGCAUAUCUUUCAAUCGCCGACUCAUCCGAAUCCACCUCCUUCCGAGUCCCUAUCAUUGUUGGGCUCACCGCAGAUCAUCAUGACAAUCUCAACAGCCGGAUCAGUCAAAUCAACCGGCAUAGCAAGUCUCGCUUGCGUCGUCUGCAGGAAGCAACAUCUCAAGUGUGACGCGGGGAAACCCUCGUGUUCGCGUUGUAAAGAGACAGAGCAAGUAUGCUACUACGAACCAUCGCGCCGCGGUGGACGUCGUAAGAAGCAUCGCUCACCUGCGGAAACCCAACAAAGGAGUAGACAGCCCGUGAUGCAGGCUUCUCAAAACGACCAGCAAUCUUCAUAUGUGGAUUGCGUAACUGUUAAUCCCAUCAGUCUACCAAUUACACCGACGUCGUCUUCUCAGGAAUUACCGUCGUCUGGAAUAAGUCAGAGUACAGCUACCAACAAUGAUUUGGUUGGAGCUGUCACCCAACAAACCCGACAAUCACCCCGGGGCGAAAAUGUGCAAAACCAGCGCCGGAUCAGUAACGACCAAACCCCUGCUCGACAAUCUCAACCUCAGAAUGGCAAUGUCAUGUCAUAUCUAACCCAUCUUGACCCUAAUAUCAUUACCCAAACAUUCGGCGGCAACAACUUGGCAAGUCUCAAUACCCCCGUACAGCCUUGUUCAGAUGGAGAUCGCCUCCUUCGACUGUACUAUGAGAACUUUCACAACGCUCAUCCCUUCCUCGUUCCAAGUUCGGUGUUCACAUCGCGGAACUAUCCUCCAUAUUUGCGGCGCAUGGUUGAGUUUGCGGGCUCUCACUAUGCUUCUUCUGGGCCAGACGCCCAGCUGCGCGCUGAAGUCGCCACUGAUAUGAUGUCCGCCAUUGAAACAUCGACUUAUAUGGUUCAGUCACUUCUAAUCUACUCCAUUCUUUUGUUCUUCAGUCGCGAUCUUGAUACCGCGAACAGAACGUUCGGUCAAUGCACACAAAUGGCCAUGGAUUUGGGAAUGCAUCGCGAAGACUUUGCAUCAUCGAGACAACUCGACAAUCCGAUUGAGGCCGAGAGUCUGAGGAGAACUUGGUGGGAGAUUUACGUCACUGACAUCUCUAUGGCUAUACCGCCCAAGACAAUGAUUCUCCGAUGCAGUAGCACUCCCCCCAAGGUUCUCUUACCAUGCGAAGAAGCAUUCUAUAAUGGCCGUUUGGAUAUUCCUCCAUCACAUCAUGUUCUUGAGUUCAAGAGGCGGGUACUCUCAACUGGCGACGUGGCUUUCUCGUCAUUCAGCUAUCGCAUCGAAGCCGCGACGAUUCUAGGACGUGUGUUGCUACUGAAUCAGUUGAAGAACACCAGCCACGAUCAUACGCAGUCCAUUGAGAAUGCUCUCCUGAGCUGGUCAAACCACUUGCCCUCCGGAAAGUUGGAGAUCGUUGACUCGUAUGGUAACAUCGAUGAGAUGAUGUUCCAGGCACAUAUGAUCAUCGCUUUGGCCAGCAUGCUCUUACAUCUCCCGCGCAGCAACUUGUACCCGCUACUAGCGGAUGUCAAAGACCCCUUCCUGCCUUUUUCGCAGAACCAUCCUCUUUCAUCAUCAACAAGUCUGAUUCAAGGCAUCAAAGCAACAGACGCUUCGAGACGCAUAUCAGAUUGCAUAUCCCUCUGCCCCAAUGUACCAAAACAUACACCAUUCGUCAUUCCAGCGCUGGCGCUAUGUGGAUUCAUCCAAAUAGCCACAUCCCAAGGCCAUCCCGACGAAUGCUUCGAACACCACUACAACCGCGUUACCCUUGUCCUAGGAUGCCUCAAGAGCGCCCGGCGCAUGUGGCGCAUGGCAGAAGCAGAAUACGACCGCCUUCGCUGCUGCGCUUCAGAACUCAUCGCCGAUGCCAUGGACAGAAUGAAUGCGCUGCCUUUAUCGCAAACAAUACCCAACUCAUCAUCGUCAAUACCUGCGGCAUCUGAUCAAGGCGGCGACUUGACACUUAUAUCGCCGGCUCGAGGAAAUGCAGAUUCUGGAUUGCCAAGAUUUGAUCCUCUGUUUCUGGAUCCUGUUUGUUAUGAUUACUCAUUGUUUAGCGCUUUGCCCGACUUUCAUAGCUCUUAGACUGUCUUGUUUUGUUUAGAAAAGUGGAAAAAGGAUACCCUGCAAGGCAAAAUUGACCCUACUCAUUUUUGAAGCACAAAUGUGCGAUCUUUCCUCGAUAAAAAUUCUCUAGAUGAAUGUCUCAGAAAAUGCCUUCCGACUAAGCAUCAUGUAACUCCCAAAGAGCUGAAGUCGUUUCAUUGGUUGCAGGGUGUGCCCGAUACUGCUAAGCGC
Fusarium redolens is the source of this 2469-nucleotide messenger RNA. RefSeq names its product fungal-specific transcription factor domain-containing protein. Gene Ontology annotation, biological process: regulation of DNA-templated transcription; DNA-templated transcription. Gene Ontology annotation, molecular function: zinc ion binding; DNA-binding transcription factor activity, RNA polymerase II-specific; DNA binding. The record is from RefSeq and is a predicted model, not a curated record. Lineage: Eukaryota; Fungi; Ascomycota; Sordariomycetes; Hypocreales; Nectriaceae. The transcript has a single exon. Bases 253 to 2256 code for a protein of 667 amino acids.